Danaus chrysippus (African queen) is the source of this 390-nucleotide messenger RNA. The record is from the annotation of a GenBank genome assembly. NCBI's taxonomy places the organism in Eukaryota, Metazoa, Arthropoda, Insecta, Lepidoptera, Nymphalidae.
AUGGCGUUAAUCAAACGCUAUACGUGUCAAGUUGAUGAUAGAUUUUUUUUAGCUAUCGACGAGCUGUUAGUGCGCCAAUCAAGAUUUUCGUUAAUACGAGGAUGGCACUUCAUUAAACAAUGUCGUGAUAAAAGGCAGUUAACGAUCUAUGUAAGAGUGAGCGGCGAGCACGUGCUGCCAUCUGUCACAGGAAGAGGCACUCGAGCGGACGAUGGGCUUCAUGAGGGCGAGGAACGUGGCACAGGCGCGAGGCACAGAGCACAGGCACAGAGCACAUGCACAGAGCACAGGACGGCAGAAUGCCUUAAAUCUAGGUACCAAGUUAUUAGCAAACAAUACAAGGAAACAUUCACAACCAGAGGCCAGGUCUCAGCCAACAGACGACAGUAA